Molecule: messenger RNA, 1623 nt
Organism: Xyrauchen texanus (razorback sucker)
Lineage: Eukaryota; Metazoa; Chordata; Actinopteri; Cypriniformes; Catostomidae
Product: trypsin I-P1
Exons: 6
Coding region: 131-889 (252 amino acids)
Biological process (GO): proteolysis
Molecular function (GO): serine-type endopeptidase activity
Source: RefSeq, a predicted model, not a curated record
CUCACAGACAACAGCAGGUCCAUCAAAGUAAUGGACAUGGAUAUUGUUUCAUUAUAAAAGCUCUUAGGAACGUUCUAAAAUCAGCAUUUUGAGGCUUGGGAGGUGAGGAAUUAUCACUGGCACUGAAAUAAUGGCCCGGUUAUUGUGGGAAACCGUUUUUCUCUUUCUGACUGUAACUAUCAGGGACACAUUCCCACAAAGGAUCAUUGGGGGUCAAGAGGUCGUGCCCUACUCCAUUAAGUACCAGGUAUCUCUUCAGUAUGACAGGAAGCAUUUCUGUGGAGGAACUCUCAUUCAACCACAAUGGGUGGUGUCUGCUGCCCACUGCUGGCGACCGGCCAGUGUGAUUCAGGCAGUGUUGAGUGAGCAUAGCCUUGCUGUAGAAGAGAAAUUCGAGCAAGUAUUAAACGUGUCCAGAAUCUACACGCAUUAUGCAUACAACCCAAGGACUUUUAACAAUGACAUUAUGCUAAUUAAGCUGAAUGUUCCAGUCCAGCUUAACGGAUAUGUUCAGCCGGCACCCCUUCCAAAUGCAGACACUUCUACCCUCGCAGGAGGAACCAGCUGCACCGUGAGCGGAUGGGGAGUGACACGAAUAUACAGCUCCUAUCUGUCACCAGUUUUGCGUGCCGUGGAUGUGGACAUCAUCCCCAACUGCCAGUACUUCUACAACUAUAGAGUCAAUGACAACAUGAUCUGUGCUGGCUCUCGCUUCGGAGGAAAAGACUCCUGCCAGGGAGAUUCAGGUGGGCCUCUUAUUUGUGAUGGUAAUUUAGAAGGCAUUGUGUCGUGGGGGAUCAGCUGUGCCCAGGCGUACUAUCCUGGUGUCUACACAAAAGUGAGGAACUUCAACCGCUGGAUCGACUGGAUCAUUAACAAUGACACUUAAAAUACACAUUCGCCAGAAUGACCAUUAAAUCUGAAUAAAGAAAAGGAUGUAUUUACCAAUGAAUCCCACUUACUAUCCCCAAGAACUGAUUACGUCCAUUCUCAUUAUAUUAACCAGAAUCACAAAAAUCCUAUUUUGGACUCAUCCAAAAAGCAUUAGGUCAACGAUAAAAUUAUAAUUGGCCCUAUUUUGUUUCUUAAUGCACAGUCCUGGUCUUAGUGUGUACGUUUCAUCUGUGCAUGUUAUUUCAAGGAAAACAAAAUUGUUUUCAUAAUCUUGAUUAAUCAUAAAUCAAAUGUAAAAACUUGCUCUGCUUCUGAAAUUAUUUUCCUUUUCGGCUGAUGUCACGGAUCCCUCUUACUUUUCAACCCCUGCUGUCCAACCACCUGGCUUCGUUCUGGUUACGCCCACUUUUCAUGAUCCAAUCAAUUCAUGCUAAAAUCAGGUCCCGCUCAACAAUUUUUCUAGUUUAACAUUCUGUUUCACUCAAAAUAGCUUCCAACAAUCAGUAGAAGACAUAAUAAAAUGCAUGUAUGUUUUAAGCGCAUAUUCAUUUUAUUUGUCAUUACUAAUUCAUAUUGAUGCAUAUACAUCUUUGGAAUGUUUUUUUUAUUUUUAUGGAAAUAAUUUUCUAAAUGCUGGCCAUAUGCUGCAGUAUCCAAAGACCUAAAUUGUAUCACAGCAUUAAAGAAGAUGGACCAUGUCAAUGCGAUUGAUGGAAAUGCAUAAAGUUU